Molecule: messenger RNA, 2038 nt
Organism: Gadus morhua (Atlantic cod)
Lineage: Eukaryota; Metazoa; Chordata; Actinopteri; Gadiformes; Gadidae
Product: CMP-N-acetylneuraminate-beta-galactosamide-alpha-2,3-sialyltransferase 1
Exons: 7
Coding region: 389-1384 (331 amino acids)
Biological process (GO): sialylation
Cellular component (GO): membrane
Molecular function (GO): beta-galactoside (CMP) alpha-2,3-sialyltransferase activity
Source: RefSeq, a predicted model, not a curated record
GUUUCGACUUGCCUGGGAGGGACUCGGAGCAGCAGGUGAUGGAGUAGGAGGAGGAGAAGGAGGUCCAGAAGGAAUUCAAAUCGAGAUGGGAGUGUCUGGAUGAGGGCACUGCAGGCAAACAACAAGAUGUGGAAGUGAUAACCUGGGUAAAGGGGGAAGUGUUCUGCGUUGGUUGAACAAUGUUGGAACUUGUAAGCUUGGUAGCCUAUUUACAUGUAAGCUUUGCAUAAGGGUGGCGAUAUGUCUGGUUUAACCUUCGCUGUUACAACAAUUUAUUUUCACCUUGGGCAUUCUAGCUGCUAUUUGAUGUCAUCUUUAAAUAUUCAGACUUGGAAAGAGUUUUAUCCAUUUCUUCACAAUUAUCAGAUUAGAUCAUCACAUCCUCAAUAUGGCAAGCCGCACACGAAGAUACACUAUCCUAUUCAUGUCGGGAAUAAUGUGCAUCCUUGUGCUGUAUCAAACUGAUACAAUGGACAAACGGUUGUGGACUUCCUUCACUGAGAGUUCUUCUCAGUUGUGGUACUCGCUCCGGCUUGAGGGCUUGCGUCCGUGCACGUGCAAUAGAUGUGCAAUGCAUGAUGACGAUCCAUGGUUUACGAAACGCUUCAAAGCAUCUCUCAAUCCCUUUUUGACGCAGGACAACGCUCUCUCAGAGCAUGAUUACAGAUGGUGGAAGACCUUGCCAUUUGGCAAUAAGCCCUUUCUCAGCUACAGAGUGGCCGAGCUGAAGGUGUUUGAGAUUUUCCCAGAACAGGAGAGCUUCAUGGACUCCAGCCCUGAUCGCUGCAGGACCUGUGCUGUGGUUGGGAAUUCAGUUAAUUUGCUGGGGUCUCACUAUGGACCCCUCAUUGACUUUCAUGAUGUCAUCAUGAGGUUCAACACAGCUCGUAUUGUGGGCUACGAAGGGGACGUCGGGAACAAAACGACUCUCCACAUCAUGUACCCAGAGAGCUCUGUGGAUUUGGAUGACCAAACACAUCUCAUGCUAUUUCCCUUCAAAAUAAGGGACCUUGAGUGGCUGGUCAGCGCUUUCACCACAAAAUCUGUGAAAAGCACAUACAAACAGGUGAAAUCAACAGUCAAAGCGAAUCAGGGUUUGGUAAAGGUUCUCCAUCCUGGAUUUAUCCAAUAUGUCCAUGAAAACUGGCUGGAAAAAAAAGGAAAGUAUCCAUCCACUGGCUUCAUGGGUGUGGUGCUUGCAAUGCACAUUUGUGAUGAGGUCAAUGUAUUUGGAUUUGGAGCAGACAAGGAUGGAAACUGGAACCACUACUGGGAGUCGUUUGGAAGCCAUUUUGGAACUGGACAGCAUGGUGGAGGGCAAGAGUACAAACUUAUUCUGCAACUUGCUGAAAGGCAAAAACUGAACUUCUAUAAAGGGUUUUGAAUGUUUUCUGUCCCUCUUACAAAAUGGUCAUGGUAGUAGUGGACCCUGACCUUAAACAUUUACUGCCAACCUCACAUCUUUCUUUCUUUUUUUUAGACUCCACUAGUAAGGGGUGUGAUGAUUUGAGAUCAAACAUUGACACAGCUCUGUGGUAAAGCUUUGUUAUCACUUGUUAAGCAGUUUUCCCAAACUGUGGAGUGAGCUUGAGACCUGGGGUCUCUUAUGGCCCUGACACACCAUUCCGACUGCCGAUCGCCGAUUCAACAUGUGCAAUCGGCUGAAAACAACCCAGACGGGCUGGAAAAGAUCACCGACGGCUUUGACGACAGCCGAUAGCACAGCACACACCAAACAGACUCAGGUAACCGAGCUCGCCUUACUGGCCGGCGACGACCGAUAAUCUGGUUGGUGUGUCAGGGCCUUUAUUUAAAAGAGGGCCUCAAGGACAAUUUCAUGGCUUCAGAUCUACAAGAAGUCAUGCAAAAGACGUUGAGAGGAUAGUGUAAACUACACUGUUUACUAGGGUUAGGGGGGCCUGGUGGAUCUCUUCUCUCUGGAGUCUCUCUUUCUUGGGCGCUGUCUUUCCCUCCUCUAGCUGACAAAUAAGACUCUCUAGGAGAGCUCUACUUUAUAUUUUUUAAAACAGGUUUUGAA